UGAGUUUCGUUAUGAAUGUGAUUCGUACCUUCCUUGAUCGGGAGCCUGCUAUGUUCAUGGGACUGAGCUUGGGAAUCGUGGGAUGUGCUCUUCCCUUCGCCGUCGUGCCUUUGAGAAGAAGACUUGGCGGACAGACCUAUACUUGGAGCGAUAAGGGCUAUCCCUGCGCCAAGAACGGAUAUGUGUUUACCCGACAAAAGAAAGAAUAAUCUAUGACCUAUAUA
This is a messenger RNA of Blastocystis hominis, 224 nucleotides long. RefSeq lists its product as hypothetical. The record is from RefSeq and is a predicted model, not a curated record. The coding region runs from base 12 to 209 and encodes 65 amino acids. Lineage: Eukaryota; Bigyra; Opalinata; Blastocystidae. The transcript has 2 exons.